AGCCGAGCUGGGAAGGAGGCUCCUUUUCAGGCCGGGGUUCCUGGGCCGGCUCCCCUCCCCUCCCCUCCCCUCCCCUCCCCGCCUGGGUCCGGGUCCGGCAGGAAAAAGGCGUGAAAAGAAGGAGGGAAGGAAGGAAGGAGAGAAGGAGAGAAGGAGAGACAGAAGGAGAAAGAGAGAGAAGGAGGUCCAGAGGCGGGCGGGCUGCGUUCGGGCAGGACCCGGUCCAGACGGUGCCAGCUGCCAAGGAGAAGCCUCGUCGGGGAAGGAGAGAGAAGCAACGUUUUCCCCCUUGAUAUCCGAGGGAGGAAGAAAGGAAGGCAGGCCAGGAUGAUAGGCAAUGUGUCCGAGAGUUGGCUCCACAAACUCAACACGAUGCUGAGAGUCCUGAACCAGACGCUGCAGCACGCGGAGUCUUGUGCCCAAGGCGUGAAUCACAUGAAGGAAGAGGCCGUGGAGGAGCAGGAGACCUACGCCUACAUGUACAUCCUCUUCGUCAUGGUCCUCUUUGCGGUGACUGUGGGCAGCCUGAUCCUGGGAUACACGCAGUCCGGGAAGGAGGUGGACAAGCAGAACGACCCCUACCACGUGUACAUCAAGAACCGGGUCUCCAUGAUAUGAGAACGUUACAAGAGCUGCUGGAGAUGGUGUGUCUUCGCAGCAUCCUUCCGUAGUGACUCUUUAGGAAUCCAAAGAAGCAUUUGCACCUUGUACCUCUGAAGGAUGCAAGAAGACUUCUUUUCAGAGGCAAAAGCAAAGUGUGCGAAAGAUUACACUAUGUAACACUAUUUUUUUUUUGUUCCUGGGUUAUCAAUGUCAUUUCCUAAUUGGUUCUAUCAUAAAAAACAUGGGAAAGGUUUAUUGUUCUACAGAUACUUCGUUUUUGCGGGAGGGACACAUUUUGCUCUAAUGUCUCAAUAUCCCAUAGAGCAACAUUUCUCAACCUGGGGGUCAUGAGGGGGCUUCAGUGGGGUCACCAAAGACAUCAGAAAACACAUACCAUAUAUACUCGAGUAUAAGCCAACCCAAAUAUAAGCCGAGGCACCCAAUUUUACCACGAAAAACUGAAAUAACUUAUUGAUCUGAGUAUAAGCCGAGGGUGGGAAAUGAAGCAGCUACUGGUAAAUUCCAAAAUAAAAAUAAAUACCAAUAAAAUUACAUUAAUCGAGGCAUCAAUAGGUUAAAUAAUGUAUAUAUAUAUAUAUGGAUAUAGAUAUACAGGUACAUGGAUCUAUAUGUAUAUAGGAUUUGCAAAGAUCUGCAAACAUAUGAGGGGAAACUUCAUAUAUAAAAUUAAUGUAUAUAGAUAGAUAAUAAGUACAUAGGGAUUGCAAAUGCAGGCAGGGGGUUAAUGCCUGUAUAUCUUGUAGGAGAGUUUAACAAAUAUUUCAGGGGAAAAUGCUUUUAUAAAUUAAUGGAUAUAUGUUUUUCUUCUUCCUGACUUGCAAGGGCGUAUUUCCCUUUUCAAAACACUCCCUUGUUUAAGAGCGAGGGAGACUUUGCAAAAGUAAACACACUGAUAAGGGAGGAGAAGAGAGAAAUAUAUGAUAUAUUCCAAGCAAUGGCCUCCAGGUUCUGUUGCCCGGCCUUGAUCUUGACCCCAUUAUAAGCCGAGGGGAGCUUUUUCAGCUCAAAAAAAAAAAGGGCUGAAAAUUCAGUUUAUCUUCAAGUAUAUACAGUAUUUCUGAUGGUCUUAGGCAACCCCUUUGGCAGAGAAGGCUGAAGACCACCUGUCCUUUGGCCUAAUUCUAUCGUUGGUGGGGUUCAAGGGGCUCUUUGAUUGUAGGUGAACUAUGAAUCCCAGCAAGUACAACUCCCAAAUGUCAAAGUCUAUUUCCCCCAAACUCCACCAGUGUUCACAUUUGGCCAUAUUGAGUAUCCAUACCAAGUUUGGUCCAGAUCCAUCAUUGUUUGAGUCCACAGUGCUCUCUGGAUGUAGGUGAACUACAACUCCCAAACUCAACCACUAAAUCUAUCCAGUAUUUUCCCUUGGUCAUGGGAGUUCUGUGUGCCAAGUUUGAUUCAAUUCCAUCAUUGGUGGAUUUCAGAAUACUCUUUGAUUGCAGGUGAACUAUCAAUCCCAGCAACUACAAUUCCCAAAUGGCAAAAUCAAUCCCUCCAAUCCCACCAGUAUUCAGAUUUGGGCGUAUCGGGUACUUGUGCCAAAUUUGGUCCAGUGGAUGAAAAUACAUCCUGCAUAUCAGAUUUUUACAUUACGAUUCAUACCAGUAGCAGAAUGACAGUUACGAAGUAGCAACGAAAAUAAUUUUAUGGCUGGGGGUCAACACAACAUGAGGAACUGCAUUAAGGGGUUGCAGCAUUUGGAAGGUCGAGAUUCAUUGUCAUAGAGUCUUAACCAAUUCAACCUAGUUUUUGGCACAAAAAUGAAGUAAGAUAAUGACCUUUCAAGUAAGUCCUGUUAGGGAAAUCUGUCAGUCAAGUUCGUUUGAGCACAGCCAAAAGGAAGAGACGGACGGCACAUCUGAAUUUCACCACUUUUACUAUUUGCAAAAUAGUAAGAAACAGUUUCAGCGCAUGCUGGAAAUGAACGGCCCACUUUUUUGUGGGUUAGAUUUCCAGUUGUACCAUUUUACAGGCAUGCGCAGGAGGCUAAACAAACAAUGGAAUUUUACCGAGUAAGGUAAUUCUUAGACCACACGCUUGAACAGGAAGCAACACUUUCAAACCAGGAACAGAAAAUGUUUCAAAUUUUGUUACAUAGUGUUAUGGAUCAGUAGAUAUGUCGAUACAGUAGAGUCUCACUUAUCCAACAUAAACGGGCCGGCAGAACAUUGGAUAAGUGAAUAUGUUAGAUAAUAAGGAGGGAUUAAGGAAAAGCCUAUUAAACAUCAAAUUAGGUUAUGAUUUUGCAAAUUAAGCACCAAAACAUCAUGUUAUACAACAAAUUUGACAGAAAAAGUAGUUCAAUACGCAAUAAUGCUACCGGUAUGUAGUAAUAAAUUUAGCACCAAAAUAUCACAAUGUAUUGAAAACAUUGAUUACUAAAAGGCAGACUGCAUUGGAUAAUCCAGAAUGUUGGAUAAGCGAAUGUUUUUGAAACGCAAAAGCACAUAUUCUUUAAUGGAAUAAACACUGUAUUCAUUUCAUCAUUUAAAGAUGAAAUAAAUACUGUAGGCUCUCAGUUAACUGGAACUUAAGCAACUGGACAAAACCUCAACAAAAUAAUACUUUUAAAUUAAAAUAAAACAAUGCUGUUUUGUACAACAAAACUGU
Anolis carolinensis (green anole) is the source of this 3231-nucleotide messenger RNA. RefSeq names its product potassium voltage-gated channel subfamily E regulatory subunit 3 (gene kcne3). Bases 328 to 618 code for a protein of 96 amino acids. Gene Ontology annotation, biological process: potassium ion export across plasma membrane; regulation of ventricular cardiac muscle cell membrane repolarization; regulation of heart rate by cardiac conduction. The transcript has 2 exons. The record is from RefSeq and is a predicted model, not a curated record. Gene Ontology annotation, molecular function: voltage-gated potassium channel activity involved in ventricular cardiac muscle cell action potential repolarization; delayed rectifier potassium channel activity; potassium channel regulator activity. NCBI's taxonomy places the organism in Eukaryota, Metazoa, Chordata, Lepidosauria, Squamata, Anolidae. Gene Ontology annotation, cellular component: membrane.